AAAGUGGUUCGCUUAUGAAGCAAUGCGAUUUUUAGAUACAAAAAACGACCACAUACUAAGAAAAAACAAAGAUGUAUCACCGACGCGCGGGCCCGUUUCACCAUUGUCAGUAUACUAUCAAAACGUGGGAGGCUUACGCUCAAAACUAAUCGAAUUACGACUUGCACUAUCCAAUUGCAAAUAUGACAUAAUUGUCUUUACUGAAACAUGGCUCAACGAAAGCAUACCCUCCAGCUACUUUAGUGAUGAGCGCUAUGUGAUCUUCCGGUGGGAUAGAAAAAAUAGUCCAUUUAAUCGUGGUGGAGGUGUACUCAUUGCUUGCCGAUCGACUCUAGGCCCCGCCAAAAUGGAACCCGUCGACCAUGCCAUCGAGCAAGUUUGGGUGAGACUAACAAGGACAAAUCCGACGAUCGUGCUUGGUGCAAUUUACCUGCCUUCUGUCGGGGUAUGCAACGUCACGACGAAUGAUGUGCUGUCUAAAAGCAUUCACGAUAUCACGUGCCUCACAACCAAGAACGAUAUGAUCUUUGUAAUGGGAAAUUUCAAUCAACGUUGUAUUUCAUGGACCGGUCCACGGACUUUUUCGGACAAAGAUAGCAACGCUACUUUCGAUUAUUACGAACCGAUCCGGGAACCCACGGGCAGUUUGCAUUUUGUGAACGCCAUAGACAGCAAUAAACUUUUACAACUAAGCAGCAUAAAAAAUCCCAACGAACGACAACUCGAUUUGGUGUUUGGUAACAUACCUGCCGCGAAGGCAUGUUCUGAAGUACAGAAGUCUGAAGCGCCAAUUAUGAAAGUUGAUCCACAUCAUCCGGCGCUACAAAUGUCCAUCUCCGUACAUCCAACCGGCAUCUUCAACCUUAGUAAAUCACACGCAGAUAGUUAACACAGGUUCGCCA
Molecule: messenger RNA, 902 nt
Organism: Anopheles coustani
Lineage: Eukaryota; Metazoa; Arthropoda; Insecta; Diptera; Culicidae
Exons: 2
Coding region: 23-889 (288 amino acids)
Molecular function (GO): catalytic activity
Source: RefSeq, a predicted model, not a curated record